AUGGUUUUUCUGCCUAAUUUGGAGAAACUGCGCGUCGAAAGAAUUAGUAUGGUGCACGUAGUAGACUACCAAAUGGAAGGUGGGUCCUUCCACAAACCAAGAGGUUUGGAUGUGAGGAAUUGUGAAAAGGUUUUCAAUGUUGUUGCACCUGGUCAGCUAAAACUAUUUCCAAAUAUCCAAAGCCUUCAUGUCAAAGAUUGUCGCGAACUGGAAGCAGUGUUCAACUUCGAGGGGUUAACAGCUCGGAGAGAUCAUGCAAAAGUCACACUCGGUCAAUUAGAGUCAUUGAACUUCUCUAACUUACCUAAGUUAAUGCAUGUAUGGAGGAUGAUUCCCAAAGAACUUCAAGGUUUUCAGAAUUUGAAAUCAAUUAUUAUCUGGGAAUGUGACAGCUUGAGAUACCUAUUUUCACCUACUAUGGCAAAAUUGCUUGGGAAUCUACAAAUCCUAUGGGUUCAGGAGUGCAAGAUGAUAGAAGAAAUUAUUGACACGGAAGAUCAUUUCAAGAUCAAGAUUUUUGACGAGAUAGUGACUACAUAG
Molecule: messenger RNA, 540 nt
Organism: Ilex paraguariensis (yerba mate)
Lineage: Eukaryota; Viridiplantae; Streptophyta; Magnoliopsida; Aquifoliales; Aquifoliaceae
Source: the annotation of a GenBank genome assembly